Syngnathus typhle (broad-nosed pipefish) is the source of this 2989-nucleotide messenger RNA. RefSeq names its product kinesin-like protein KIF2A. The record is from RefSeq and is a predicted model, not a curated record. Bases 148 to 2355 code for a protein of 735 amino acids. Gene Ontology annotation, biological process: microtubule-based movement. The transcript has 20 exons. Gene Ontology annotation, molecular function: ATP binding; microtubule motor activity; microtubule binding. NCBI's taxonomy places the organism in Eukaryota, Metazoa, Chordata, Actinopteri, Syngnathiformes, Syngnathidae.
CUGCCUCUGCCUGGCGACCAGUGGCCAGCCAGCCAGCACAACUUGGCACGCGCACGCGCAAGCUCACCAAAUUACAUUUUAUUCAAAUAGAAUAAAUAAAAACAGGAGAGGGAGAGAAGGAAAGACGCCCUCGUGGAGAGCGGGGCGAUGGCCGCCAUCUACGGGAAGAUCUUCGUGGGCAUCUACGUGGAAAUAAAGCGGAGCGACGGUCGUAUCCACCAAGCGAUGGUCACGUCGCUGCACGAGGACAACGACAGCGUGACGGUGGAGUGGAUCGAGAAUGGCGACACCAAAGGGAAAGAGAUCGACCUGGAGAGCGUCUUUGCGCUGAACCCGGAUCUUGCCCCUGAGGAAGACGUGCCCCCGAGUCCAGAAACUCCUCUUCCUCCUUCCAACAUCGCCAAGCCCAGCAAAGUGCCCAAGACCCGACGAACUACGGCCAUACCCAAACCUGAAAACGCCCCGCGGGAAAACCGAGCUGCGGCAGUGGGAACCACCCGAGCCCGUCCGAGCCAGCACAGCCAGCCCGUUGAGCCCCCUCCUCCGUCCAUCACCACCCAGCCCACAGCAGCAGCAGCAACGGCAGCAGCCAACCAAUCGCUGCUCCAGCAGCAGAAUGCGCGAAGGAAGUCCAACUGCGUGAAGGAAGUGGAGAAGCUGCAGGAGAAGCGAGAGAAGCGCCGACUCCAGCAGCAGGAACUCAGAGAGAAGCGAGCUCAGGAAGUCGACGUGAACUUGCCAAACUACGAGAUCAUGUGCAUGAUCCGAGACUUCCGGGCCAGUUUGGACUACCGACCCUUGACCUCCAAUGACCUGAUUGAGGAACAUCGGAUAUGCGUGUGCGUGCGUGCCAGGCCCCUCAAUAAAAAAGAACUGUCCGUCAAAGAUCUGGACGUGAUCACCAUUCCCAGCAAGGACGUGGUGAUGGUCCACGAGCCCAAACAGAAGGUGGACCUGACGCGCUACCUGGAGAACCAAACCUUCCGCUUUGACUACGCCUUUGACGAGAACUCCACCAACGAGAUGGUCUACAGGUUCACCGCUCAGCCGCUGGUGGAGACCAUAUUUGAGCGGGGAAUGGCCACCUGCUUCGCCUACGGACAAACAGGAAGUGGGAAAACACACACCAUGGGAGGCGACUUCUCCGGGAAGAACCAGGACUGCUCCAAGGGCAUCUACGCACUUUCUGCCAGAGACGUCUUUCUCAUGUUGAAGAAGCCGAUCUACAAGAAGCUGGACCUCCAAGUCUUUUCCACCUUUUUUGAGAUCUACAGCGGGAAGGUGUUUGACCUGCUGAACCGCAAAGCCAAGUUGCGUGUGCUGGAGGACGGCAAGCAGCAGGUGCAGGUGGUGGGGCUGCAGGAGCGGGAGGUGAAAGGCACCGAAGAUGUCCUCAAGCUCAUCGAAGUGGGAAACAGCUGCAGGACGUCCGGCCAAACCUCGGCCAACGCCCACUCCUCGCGCAGCCACGCCGUCUUCCAGAUCAUCCUGCGGCGGCGGGGCAAGAUGCACGGCAAGUUCUCCCUCAUCGAUCUGGCGGGGAACGAGCGGGGCGCCGACACGUCCAGCGCCGACCGCCAGACGCGCCUGGAAGGAGCCGAGAUCAACAAGAGCCUGCUGGCCCUCAAGGAGUGUAUCCGAGCUCUGGGUCGGAACAAACCGCACACUCCCUUCCGGGCCAGCAAGUUGACUCAGGUGCUGAGGGAUUCCUUCAUUGGCGAGAACUCUCGGACCAGCAUGAUCGCCACCAUCUCUCCCGGAAUGGCGUCCUGUGAAAACACCUUGAACACGCUUCGUUAUGCCAACAGGGUGAAGGAGUUCGGCAUCAGUCCCUCGGAUAUUCCCUUUUCGCAGAGCGCUCGCUCCGACCUUUCUCCCACUUACGAAGCGAAGGAGCUGUCGGUGGAGCCAGAGACCGUCACGGACCCUCUGACGGCUGAACAAGUCAACCAGCUGGAAGUCCUGGAGGCCCAGUGGGGCGUGGGAAGCUCCCCGCAAAGAGAUGACCUCAAGCUGCUCUGCGAACAGAACGAGGAGGAGGUCUCUCCACAGCUUUUCACCUUCCACGAGGCAGUCUCGCAGCUGGUGGAGAUGGAAGAGCAGGUUCUGGAGGAUCAUAGAGCAGUCUUCCAGGAGUCCAUACGCUGCCUGGAGGACGAGAAAGUGUUGCUGGAGAUGACGGAGGAGGUGGACUACGACGUGGAGUCGUACGCAACGCAGCUGGAGCAAAUCCUGGAGCAGAAGAUUGACAUCCUCACCGAGUUGAGAGAUAAAGUCAAGUCUUUCCGCUGUGCGCUGCAGGAGGAGGAACAAGCUAGCCAACAAAUCACCCCCAAGAGGCCUCGUGCACUUUAGACACACGCAGGCACACACAUUGAAAGAUCCAAAAGCUCGUCGUCACCGUUGUACACAUUAGCGUCGUCGUCACUCUUCCGUGUUGCAGUCAUUUAUACCGGUUGCUACAUUUAAAAAAAUAUAUAUUUUAACUUAUUUUUUCCCAGCCAAUGAGGCUUUGACCGUCGACGACUACUCAACGUUUGAGGUUGAUUAAUAAAGUUUUCUGUGUAUAUAAAUUGAGCGUGCCGAUCAAACCAUUCAGCCAUUUAAGUGUGGAGAUUACCCUCCAAAAAUGUAAGUAUUCAUUUGAUAACACCUGAAACACAAUGCUCGUUCAUAUUACAAAUAAAUCAUUUCCAUGCAGUCCUCCGAGCAGUUGCAUGAAGAAAAAAAUGGAGUAGCUGGUUGACCCCCCCACCCCCCAACAUUGUGCAAUGCCGUAACUUCAUAAAGUCACCAAAGAGGAGUUUGUCAAAUUGGUUUGAGACGGACUCACACCUGACAAAAAUUGAAGUGUAGUUUGUUACUUUACUUUAUUGGUGAUCAUGAAUAAAGUGCUCAAAUAAUAAUAAACUCAUAUGUUUAAGUUCUAAUAACCAUGUUGUAACUGAACUAAAAUCAUAUUGUCAUUAAAGAAAGAGCAAUGAUGAAA